Molecule: messenger RNA, 1848 nt
Organism: Cordyceps fumosorosea ARSEF 2679
Lineage: Eukaryota; Fungi; Ascomycota; Sordariomycetes; Hypocreales; Cordycipitaceae
Product: methylenetetrahydrofolate reductase 1
Exons: 1
Coding region: 1-1848 (615 amino acids)
Biological process (GO): tetrahydrofolate interconversion
Cellular component (GO): cytosol
Molecular function (GO): FAD binding; methylenetetrahydrofolate reductase [NAD(P)H] activity
Source: RefSeq, a predicted model, not a curated record
AUGCACGUCAAAGAUCUUCUUGCCGAGACCAAAAGGUCUGGCAAGCCUUCGUUUUCCUUUGAAUACUUCCCGCCCAAGACCGCCCAGGGUGUCCAGAAUCUCUACGACCGUAUGGACCGCAUGUACAACUUCGGCCCUCAAUUCAUCGACAUCACAUGGGGCGCUGGCGGACGUGUUGCCGAGCUUACCUGUGAGAUGGUCCUUCAAGCCCAGGCCGUGUAUGGUCUCGAGACCUGCAUGCACUUGACUUGCACAGACAUGGGCAUGGAAAAGGUCAACGAUGCUCUCCACAAGGCCUACAAGGCUGGCUGCACCAACAUUCUCGCCCUGCGCGGUGAUCCCCCUCGUGCCCAAGAGAAGUGGACUGCCACCGAAGACGGCUUCCAGUAUGCUUGUGAUCUUGUCAAACACAUUCGUGCCACUUAUGGUGAUCACUUUGACAUUGGUGUUGCUGGCUACCCUGAAGGCUGCGACGACAAUGACGAUGAGGAUGAGCUGAUUGAGCAUCUCAAGUACAAGGUUGACCUCGGCGGCACCUUCAUUGUCACUCAAAUGUUUUACGAUGUUGACAACUUCAUUCGCUGGGUUGGCAAGGUUCGCGCCGCUGGCAUUACUGUCCCCAUUCUUCCCGGCAUUAUGCCAAUUGCCACCUACGCCAGCUUCCUCCGCCGCUGCAAGCACACUGGGUGCAACAUUCCUCAGAAAUGGCUGGACCUGCUUGAGCCCGUCAAGAACGACGAUGUUUCUGUCCGUGAGGUUGGCAAGAAGCUUGUCGUCGAGAUGUGCCGCAAGCUCAUGGCCGCGGGCAUCCACCACAUGCACUUCUACACGAUGAAUCUGGCCCAGGCCACUCGCAUGGUCCUCGAGGAGCUCAGCUGGACUCCCUCAGCUGAGCGACCUCUGCAGCAGGCGCUUCCUUGGAAGCCCUCCAAGGGCUUUGGUCGCCGUGACGAAGACGUCCGCCCCAUCUUCUGGCGCAACAGAAACAAAUCCUAUGUCCUCCGCACCCAAGACUGGGAUGAGUUCCCCAACGGCCGCUGGGGUGAUUCCCGCUCUCCUGCGUUUGGCGAGCUUGACGCCUACGGCAUUGGUCUCACCGGCACAAACGAGGCCAACCGUCUGAAGUGGGGUGAACCCAAGUCGCUACGCGACAUUGCCAACACCUUUGUCCGUUACUUGAACCAGGACAUCGACUCUCUACCCUGGAGUGAAGCUCCUCUUACUAGUGAAGCCGACUCCAUCAAGCCUGCCCUGAUUGAGCUCAACCAGCGCGGUUUCUUGACCAUCAAUUCCCAACCAGCCGUUGAUGGUGUCAAGUCAUCUCACCCCGUCCAUGGUUGGGGACCUGCCAACGGUUAUGUUUACCAAAAAGGAUACAUUGAGCUGCUAGUCUCCCCUGAGAUUGUGGACCAAGUCAUCCGUCUCAUCGACGCCAACCCUUCCCUGACUUACUACGCCGUUACCAAGGAUGGCAAUCUGAAGACCAACGCUCCCUCUGAUGGCCCUAACGCUGUUACCUGGGGUGUGUUCCCUGGAAAGGAGAUCGUCCAGCCGACUAUUGUGGAAAGCAUCAGCUUCCUAGCUUGGCGUGACGAGGCUUUCCGUCUAGGUGUCGACUGGGCUCACUGCUUCGAUGCCAAGUCGCCCAGCCGCGUUCUUGUUGAGAAUGUGAUGGACAACUGGUACCUCCUCAACAUUGUGAAUAACGAUUUCCACGACAACACCACCAUCUUCGAGCUCUUCAAGGAUCUCAAGGUCGAUGGCCUCGAUGUUCCAGUUACUGUGGAGGCCGAGGCUGUUGCUGAAGCUGAGGCUCCCGCUGCGAUUCAAGCCGAGACUGCCGCAUAG